Microdochium trichocladiopsis is the source of this 776-nucleotide messenger RNA. RefSeq lists its product as uncharacterized. NCBI's taxonomy places the organism in Eukaryota, Fungi, Ascomycota, Sordariomycetes, Xylariales, Microdochiaceae. The transcript is spliced from 2 exons. Bases 36 to 551 code for a protein of 171 amino acids. The record is from RefSeq and is a predicted model, not a curated record.
CCCUGCCAGAGGUCACGUUACAAAGGUCGUGACAGAUGGCUAACUACUCGACUACCACGACUCAGAACUCUAUUCAGGGGCUAAUAAAGUCUCUGGAGACUCGGCGAGUCAAUACCCUAACAGAACUCUGCCGUAUCGAGCGGGUGGCAGCGGAGUGCGAGGAUGAGCAAGAUAUGAUUGCGUUCCAGCAGCCCAUGACGGAUGCAUGGAGACACUACGUGACGAGUAACCAGCUUCUGAUCGAACUGCGUGGACUUACGCCAAACUACCCUUUCAACGGCGACGUCGUUACUGAUGCGCUUUCCCUUGUCCAGCACGACCCAGAGUCGAACAGGAGCUGGAAUCUGGCCUAUCUUUGCUUGUGUAAGAUCCGCGAUGCGGGCCUUAUCCCAACGCACGCACAAAUCGACUCUUGGCGUCCCGAGAUGUGGGGAGGACGUUCCCCCUCACACGAAGAAGCCGAUCAGCUUUCGGCUUGCUUCGUGUACGAGUGGGCCCAGGCUGUCGAAAGUAUGCUGCAGCACUGGGUCAUACCUCCGACCUGCUACUGAACUAUCUCUAUGCCCACAUAGACAGGAUCCCUUCUGGCCUUGUACACUUACACUGUUCCCCCAGCUGCUCAUCCUUCAUUCCAUACAUCUCUCCGAUCAUCUUCAACAAUGGCGCCUUUGCAUGAGACCUAAUAUUCGUCUUUCACAAGCACCCCGGGGGACACUAAAACUCGGACUAUUGAAAGAUAUCCUCUGCUUUGACAUUUAAAGACGAAUAACCGAAAU